Molecule: messenger RNA, 1617 nt
Organism: Theobroma cacao (cacao)
Lineage: Eukaryota; Viridiplantae; Streptophyta; Magnoliopsida; Malvales; Malvaceae
Product: DNAJ heat shock family protein
Cellular component (GO): cytosol
Molecular function (GO): protein-folding chaperone binding
Source: RefSeq, a predicted model, not a curated record
GUUUUUCUAACCGUCAAAUCCUCCCUCACGUUUCACUCUCUUUUCUUCUCCCUCUCUUUUCCGUUACCUUCCCCCCAAGAUUCCCAACCAUGGGCGUCGAUUAUUACAAUAUUCUCAAAGUGAACCGCCACGCCUCCGACGACGAUCUCAAGAAGGCUUACAAGAGGCUUGCCAUGAUUUGGCACCCCGACAAGAACCCUUCCUACAAACGACCCGAAGCCGAAGCCAAAUUCAAGCUUAUUUCCGAAGCCUACGAUGUUUUGUCCGACCCGCAAAAACGUCAGAUCUAUGAUCUUUACGGCGAGGAGGCUCUUAAAUCCGGACAAUUCCCGCCUUCUUCUUCUUCCGCCAGCCAUUCUUUCUCUUCCACGGCACCGUCCCCGUCGGCGUCUAAUCCGCGCGGAGGGGGGCAUUACUACAAUAGUAAUAAUAAUAAUAAUCAGAGACAGCAGCAGCCCAAUACGGGGUCGUUUCGCUUUAAUCCGAGGGAUGCUGAGGACAUUUAUGAGGAGCUGUUUGGGGCGGAAGCCAACGGUGGAGGAGUUGGUGGGAGGGGAAAUAGAGGGUUUAGAGAAGGGUAUUUUAGGAAUAAUAAUGGUUAUGGGAGUAGUAGCAGCAGUAGUAGCAAUGUAGAAAUGAGGAAAGCCGCUGCGGUGGAAAAUGUGUUGCCUUGUAGCUUGGAAGAGCUUUAUAAAGGUUCCAAGAGAAAAAUGAGGCUUUCCAGGAAGGUUUUUGACCCUUCAGGUAAGUUGGGGUCUUUGGAGGAGAUAUUGACUAUUGAAAUAAAACCUGGUUGGAAGAGGGGCACAAAGAUCACAUUCCCUGAGAAGGGUAAUGAGGAGCCUGGUAUAAUUCCUGCAGAUGUUAUUUUUGUGAUAGAGGAGAAGCCACAUGCUCUUUAUAAGAGAGAUGGUAAUGAUCUUGUUGUCAAUCAGGAGAUUACACUACUGGAGGCCCUCACUGGUAAGACGCUUGACCUGAUUACCCUGGAUGGGAGGAACCUUAUGAUCCCACUGACUGAUAUCACCAAGCCUGGUGCUGACGUUGUUGUUCCAAACGAAGGAAUGCCUAUCUCAAAAGAACCUGGGAGGAAGGGUAAUUUGAGGAUCAAAUUAGAUGUCAAGUACCCGUCAAGGCUAACUGCAGAACAGAAAGCUGAGCUAAGGAGAGUUUUAGGCGGUGUUGACUAAUAGUUUUUAACAGGAGUAGGUCUUGAACUUGUAGUUGCAUGUAAAUAGUGUGUAUACAUUUGUAGAAUGUGAAGGCUUGGAAGUUUUUGGGUUUUGCCGUUUUGGUUUGGAGGGGUUGGGUAUUGGCUUAGCUAUUGCAAUCAACUAUAUUCAGAAAUCUAAUGGGAAUAGGUUUUAUUGUAACUGGAAGGAGUAGGGUUUUCCCCCUAGUUUUUGGGCUAAACAGGUAAUUGGACCUGAGCUUGGAUUUUUUUUUUUUCAUUUUUUCUGUGUGAGUUUUCACUCACGAACUAGAUGCCAUAUAUAGAAAUGUCAAGUGUCUUUGGAUUUUGAGCUGUGGCGAAGCAAUUUUGCUUUUGCUUCAAAAAACAAUAAAGUGGGAUGUAUUCAUUUAUUGCAAAUUGAACCUAAAAAUGCUUUUUCUGUA